GUCUCGCCUCCCCCAUUACCUCCCCGCCCGCGCACCUCGAGCCCCCAGGUCCGCCUCGCCUCUCCGUCGCUUGCCGCCGCCCGCAGUGGUCGCCGGCCGCGCGGGGCUUCGCCGGUGUCGCUUCCUCGUUUGGAAUUAAUUAAGCAAUACUUAAUAUGGGCAAGUCAAGCAAGAAAUCUGCUGUUGAAGUUGCACCUACCUCUGUCUCAGUCUCAGAGGGGAAAUCUGGGAAGAAGGGAAAGAGAAAUGCAGAAGAUGAGAUUGAGAAAGCUGUGAGUGCCAAGAAACAAAAGACUGUACGUGAGAAGGUUGUGCCCUCAAAGGAGGAAGCCAAAAAAGUGAAGAAGCAGCCCCCACCGAAGAAGGUUGAGAGCAGCAGUUCUGAGGAGGAUUCUUCAGAAUCUGAAGAGGAGGUAAAGGCCCAACCAAAGAAGACUGUCCAACCGAAGAAGGCUGCACAACCUGCUAAAGAGGAGUCAAGUGAUGAUAGCAGUGAUGAUAGCUCCUCAGAUGAUGAGCCUGCAAAAAAACCUGUUGCUCGUCCAAAUAAGGCUGCACUUUCUACCAACAGUAGCAGCAGUGAUGAUAGCAGUGAUGAGAGUUUAUCAGAUGAUGAACCUGUGAAAAAGCCUGCUGCCCCUUUGAAGAAGCCAGUUGCACUUGCUACCAAUGGAUCAAAAAAGGUUGAGACAGACAGCAGCAGCUCUGAUAGCAGCUCUGAUGAGGAGUCUGAUGAGGAUGAUAAAAAAACUGCUGCUCCAGUGAAGAAACCUUCAGUUGCUGCUAUACAAAAGAAGACCCAGGAGUCUGACAGUUCUGAUAGUGACUCUGAUUCUGAAUCAGAUGAGGAUGUGCCGACUAAAGCACCAGCAGUAGCCAAGAAAAAGGAAGAAUCCAGUGAAAGCUCUGAUUCUGAAAGUGAUUCAGACUCUGAUGAUGAGGCUGCUGCUGUUAAAAAGGAAGAAGAAUCCAGUGAUAGCUCAGACAGUGACUCUGAAUCUGAGUCUGAUUCUGAUGAACCAGCAAAACCUACUAUUCCUGCAAAAAGGCCACUGACAAAAGACACAAAGAAGGGACAAUCCAAGGAUGAAUCUGAAGAUAGUUCUGAUGAGAGUUCUGAGGAAAGUGGUGAUGAACCUCCGCAAAAGAAGAUUAAGGAUUCUACAACUUCUGGUACUACCAAGCCUUCCCCUAAGGCUACCAAGAAAGAAAUCAGCAGUGAUGACGAAAGUGAUGAAGAUGACAGUUCUGAUGAAAGCUCUGAUGAGGAUGUUAAGCAAAAACAAACUCAAGCUAAGAAGCAAGCACCAGUAGCACAAGAGAGUAGCAGCUCCGAUGAAUCUUCUGAAGAAGAUAGUGACAUGGAAAGUGAUGAACCAGCAAAAACUCCCCAAAAGAAGGAAACUGCUGUGUCUGUUGGUUCGAAUAAGUCUGCGACAAAACCGGGACAAGAGGAACCAAAAACGCCUGCCAGCAACCAAAAUCAAGCUACCGGGUCAAAGACUCUUUUUGUUGGAAAUUUACCAUACAAUGUGGAGCAAGAACAAGUGAAGCAAUUUUUCCAGGAGGCAGGUGAAGUUGUUGAUAUUCGUUUCAGUACCUUUGAAGAUGGGAACUUCAGGGGCUUUGGACAUGUUGAAUUUGCCACAGCGGAAGCUGCUAAGAAGGCACUUGAACUUGCUGGUCAUGACCUGAUGGGACGGCCGGUCAGGCUUGACCUGGCUCGUGAGAGAGGCGCGUAUACUCCUGGCAGCGGGAGGGACAAUAGUUCUUUCAAGAAGCCUGCUCAAAGCUCAGGAAACACUAUAUUUAUUAAAGGCUUUGAUACUUCUCUUGACAUACACCAGAUCCGGAAUUCACUUGAAGAACAUUUUGGCUCGUGUGGAGAGAUUACACGGGUUUCAAUUCCAAAGGAUUAUGAAACCGGUGCAAGCAAAGGGAUGGCGUACAUGGAUUUUGCGGACAACGGUUCCUUGUCGAAAGCAUACGAACUGAAUGGAUCUGACCUCGGUGGAUACAGCUUGUAUGUUGAUGAAGCGAGGCCUAGGCCCGAUAACAACAGAGAGGGUGGCUUCAGCGGUGGAAGAGACUUUAACAGCAGUGGGAGAGGAGGAAGACGUGGUGGACGUGGUGAUGGUAGCCGUGGGCGCGGUGACCGUGGACGUGGUAGAGGCUUUGGUAGGGGUGACAGGGGCCAUGGUGGACGGGGUACACCGUUCAAGCAGAGCGCUGGUACACCUAGUGCAGGAAAGAAGACAACAUUCGGUGACGACGACUAGACGAACAAUUUGAGCCGAUUUUGUUCUAGUACUGUAGUAAUCUCCAUCCCCCCUAAUAUAUGCGAUUCUAGUGAGCCGUGAAUUGGCUACCUCCGGACUGUUACAUUCUAGCCGUGUUAUGUACUUUGUUGGCAGUUGGGACCGUGUUGGUAAAUUUGCCCGACAGAUUUGGCAAUUUUGGAACCUCUUGACUUCGUAAUCAUUCUUAUCAUAAUAUAGUGCUUUGUGGCUUAAUGGCACUGUUAA
Molecule: messenger RNA, 2525 nt
Organism: Oryza sativa Japonica Group (Japanese rice)
Lineage: Eukaryota; Viridiplantae; Streptophyta; Magnoliopsida; Poales; Poaceae
Source: RefSeq, a predicted model, not a curated record